CUGGCUCCUCCUCCGCGCGCGGCCUGGCGGCGGCGGCCACUCUAGCCAGCGCAAGAUGUCCCUAGAACAAGAGGAGGAAACGCAACACGGUCUGCUCCUAGGAAGCAGCGACGCCGUCCCCGCCUUCAUUGAGCCCAACGUGCGCUUCUGGAUCACCGUGCGCCAAUCCUUUAUUCAACGACUUCUUCAAUGGACGGAAUUAUUAGAUCCUACAAAUGUGUUCAUUUCAGUUGAAAGUAUAGAAAACUCGAGGCAACUAUUGUGCACAAACCAAGAUGCUUCCAACCCUACCUCGGGGGACGAAAGGAUACAAGAAGCUUGGAAGCAGAGUCUUGCCACAGUGCAUCCUGACAGCAGCAACCUGAUCCCCAAGUUUUUUCGACCUGCAGCGUUCCUGCCUUUCAUGGCGCCCACGGUAUUUUUGUCAAUGAUGCCACCAAAAGGGAUCAAGUCCGUGAUUUUACCUCAGGUUUGCCUCUAUACCUACAUGACAGCGUUCAACAGCAUCAAUGGAAACAGAAGUUAUACUUGUAAACCAGUAGAAAGAUCAUUACUAAUGGCGGGAGCUGUUGCUUCUUCAACCUUCUUAGGAGUAGUGCCUCACUUUAUCCAGAUGAAGUAUGGCCUGACUAACCCUUGGAUUAAAAGACUCUUACCUGUGGUCUUCCUCGUGCAAGCCAAUGGGAUGAAUGUCUACAUGUCCCGAAAUAUUGAAUCCAUUAAGGGGAUUGCGGUCAUGGACAAGGAAGGCAACGUCCUGGGCCAUUCCCCAAUUGCUGGGAUAAAGGCUGUUAGAGAAACGGCAGCAUCCAGGACAGUGCUGUUUGGGACCUCUGCUCUGAUUCCUGAAGUCUUCACCUACUUUUUUAAAAGGACCCAGUUUUUCCUGAAAAACCCAGGGUCAUUGUGGAUCUUGAAACUGUCUUGUACUGUCCUGACAAUGGGACUGAUGGCGCCAGUUUCUUUUAGUAUAUUUCCACAGAUUGGACGGAUACAGUGCUGUAGUCAUGAAGAGAAAUUUCAGCCUUCAACAGAAGAAACAGAAAUCUUUUAUCACAGAGGGGUGUAGACAUGAGUUUCAGGUCUGACUUUGACAUCGAUCACUCCCUCUGAGAGGCCUUCCAGGAUUGACAGCACUGAACUGGGUCCCCAUCUGUGUGCUGAUACCACUCUGUUUCACACAUCACGCCUAGCACUAGCCGCACGACAGCAGCCUGUUUGUUGACCCUAUUCCCCAAGUGGACUGUGAGCAGCACCGUGAGAGCAGGGGCUGCUGCCCAUAAGGGUAGCCCAAAAUACAACACAGGCAUGGCCCAGAGUAGGUACCUCGACAUUUGAGUAUUGGACUAACGAUUCCAAUGCACCCUACCCCAAAUUACCAAAGAAUUUAUCUGUGGUUUUGUUUCCCCAAGGCCAGAAUGACGGUUAAUUUCCAAAUCUGGUGAGGAGAGUUUCACAACAGCCUAAAAGGACAAAAUCAGUAAAUGGCUCAGUCUGACCACAAGCUGACACUAACCAAAAUUAAAGUUAGAGAACAAGAUGGGCAACAGCUGCAGGUGGAGGUUUAACCACUACCAGAUGACAGAAAUGUGAAGGCACCUUCCAAGGACAGGAGACUAAAGUUAGAGGCAGCUCCAGGAGGGCGAG
Messenger RNA from Rhinopithecus roxellana (golden snub-nosed monkey), 1647 nucleotides. It is a transcript of the gene SFXN4, whose product is annotated as sideroflexin 4. The coding region runs from base 56 to 1069 and encodes 337 amino acids. The transcript is spliced from 15 exons. The record is from RefSeq and is a predicted model, not a curated record. Gene Ontology annotation, cellular component: mitochondrial inner membrane. Gene Ontology annotation, biological process: mitochondrial transmembrane transport; monoatomic ion transport. Lineage: Eukaryota; Metazoa; Chordata; Mammalia; Primates; Cercopithecidae. Gene Ontology annotation, molecular function: monoatomic ion transmembrane transporter activity.